UUUUACUGUUGCCAUGCCGACUCCACAUUGGUAGGUGGAAACAACAGCUGGAGCCUAGGGGUUGACGGAGUUCUCCUGCAUGACGGACGGAGAAUCCUUGCGUGGCGGCCUCUCCAGCCUUCUCCUCCUGUCUCACUGCUGGGCCCCAAACUUUGUUCGGCUGAAGGGACCGGCCACUUCCUGAGGCAGGCAUCGCUGCCGCCUCGCCUCUGUCCUCCUGGCGUCCCGCCGACUUCCACCAGGCUGCCUGGGGGAGCGAGGGAAAGGGCCCCGGGGCCUGCCUGGUCUCUCUUCCCCACUGGUCACAAGCUCCAGCUGUGCACAGAGGCGCCAGAGCCAGGCAGCGGCCGGCCCCGCCUUGUCCCGCCUGCGCAAGCGGUGGCCGCAGCGCUAGAGAAGGAAGAGCGCCAGAAGGAAAGUCGCUACAUUUCGCCCCAGGCCAGGCGCGAGAUGUCUCACGGGGUGCGGGUGGUCCGCACCGAUGUCAGCAGCGGGGGCGCCUCUACCUCCUCGCCGCCCCCUGCCUUUGCAUCGACCUCCUCCGGGCUGGUGGACAGAGGCUACGCGCGCUCCUGCUCAGCUAUGCUGAAGCUGGCCCAAAUGAUAUCACUACUGAUCGGAUUCCUCUGCAUAAAAUACGCAACAUGGACUUCUGAUUACAGUGCAUACACCUUUUUUGAAAUCAUCAGUAUGUUUGACUUCAUUAUGAUUCUCAUCUUCUACAUUGUCUAUGUCUUCAGAAUUUACCGGAAGCUGACCUGCAUCAACUGGCCACUUACGGAGUUUCUCCAUUACCUGAUAGGUACCAUCCUGCUUCUCAUUGCAUCUAUUGUGGUAGCAACAAAAAGCCACAACCUCUCAGGACUUGUAGCUGGAGCGGUCUUUGGCUUCAUAGCUUCAGUUCUGUGCUUCCUUAGUAUAUGGCUAUCUUACAAAGUCUCAUGUGUCACUCAGUCAACAGAUGCUUCUGUUUGAGUCUUCCACUACUGCAAGAUGUGUAUACCAAAGGUGAGAGAAGUAUUGUGCCGAGAGAAGAGAGCAAGUGUGUGCAAGAUGGAACGGCAUCCUGGUGAUCUUUAAGGAUAUGCUUCGGAAUGGCUCCCAAACCUUUUCACUUAAAGGACUGACAACCAGAAUCCCCCCUUCUAAAACUUCUUUCAUGUUCCUCUGUUCAAACUGUAAAUGUCCAAACUUUGUCCAGCUAGCAAUUUCUAUACUGCAUUGUCUUCUUGUUUGCAGCUUGUGGAUCAUCUGCCAAAUGCUUAGGUCUUGGUUUUUUUAAAAGCAAGAAUGUAUCCUUUCUGGCAUCUAAGGGCCAAUGCCAAAAACUGAAUUUCACACCAUUUGUUGUGAGCCAGCUCGAAACAGACGGCAUUCAAACCACCUGGGAAGAACUGAAUGAUGACCCACAUAAACUUUUUCAGAGUGGAAAAAAUGUUCAAUGUUUCCUCCCAUGGUUGGCAAAUGCUGUAAAUCUACUAUGAAAUAGCUCCUGUUACAUAUGAGGUUGUGCCUGACAGCUUAUUUUGUACCUCUGCCAUUCCUGACUUCUGAUGCUUGCAGUCAGAAAGGGCAUUCUAUCAAGUGAAUUUUGACCAACUUACUGUGAAUACUUCCUUGAAAAUGAACCAGAUUGUUUUGUAUUCUAGUGUUCCUCUUGUUUCACUUUAAGUAGUUUAUUCAUGGCCAAAUACUGUAAAAUCCCUUCAUUAUAACUCAAAAAUAUAACAUAUUUCUUAGUUCAUGGUGAAAUAGAGCUGCUGCUGUAUGCAUACCACCCCUCAUGACCAACUUUGAUAAUUUUCUGCCUGAAGUCUCCCUUUCUCAUCAGUGCCGGAAAGUAUUUGGGAUUCAUACUUGGACUUCUGUGAAGCGUACCUCCACUUAAAUGGAGCUAGUUGCCACCAGCUUGUCUGGUGGCUACUCGGGGACAGGCCUUCUCUACUGCUGCCCCAAAGCUUUGGAACACGCUCCCUGCUGAAAUAAGAGCCUCCCCAUCUCUGACAGCUUUUUAAACGUCUUUAAAGAAGCAUUUGUUCACCCAGGCUUUUAAGUAAAUAUUGUUUUGUUUUAACCUUGUUUUUAAAUUGUUGUAAUGUUUUAACUUUUCUGUUGUCAUUUUUUUUUUUACUUUUUCCAUUGUCAUUUAUUUUGCUUUGUUGUAAACUGAGACGUACAUUUUGGGUGGUAUAUGUUAAAUAAAAUUAAUUUUAAAAUA
Hemicordylus capensis (graceful crag lizard) is the source of this 2218-nucleotide messenger RNA. It is a transcript of the gene CMTM7, whose product is annotated as CKLF like MARVEL transmembrane domain containing 7. The transcript has 5 exons. Gene Ontology annotation, cellular component: membrane. NCBI's taxonomy places the organism in Eukaryota, Metazoa, Chordata, Lepidosauria, Squamata, Cordylidae. The coding region runs from base 451 to 975 and encodes 174 amino acids. The record is from RefSeq and is a predicted model, not a curated record.